This is a messenger RNA of Zootoca vivipara (common lizard), 3462 nucleotides long. It is a transcript of the gene ADAMTS1, whose product is annotated as ADAM metallopeptidase with thrombospondin type 1 motif 1. NCBI's taxonomy places the organism in Eukaryota, Metazoa, Chordata, Lepidosauria, Squamata, Lacertidae. Gene Ontology annotation, biological process: proteolysis; extracellular matrix organization. Gene Ontology annotation, molecular function: zinc ion binding; metalloendopeptidase activity. The record is from RefSeq and is a predicted model, not a curated record. Gene Ontology annotation, cellular component: extracellular matrix.
GCACGCAGUGAGCUCAAAGCUGGUCUACGGGGGUCCCGCCUCCUCGACUAGGGGGAGGGGGGCUCCCCCGAGCGCAUCCCAUAAAGGGCAGGGCGGGCUGCCGAGGCGCUCGCAUUCAAGGCGAACAGCCGAGGCGCUCGCGAAGCCGGCACCCGCCUCGUUUGCUUCCCUCAGCGGACUCCCGAGAGUUCACUUGACGAGGCGAGCCCGGCGGCACCCCUUCCCGCCUCAAGAGUCGUCCCGAGAGGUGCGCCGGAGCUUCGAAGCUGCUGCUGAGGCGCUUGGACUGCCCGAGUCCACGCCCGCCUUCGGGGCGCGCCUUCGCUUGCCCUCCCCUCGGUCCCUUCUCUCCUCCACAAGUUACCUCAGCACAGCAUGGAGAGGGCUGCAGCACGCCUGGCGCUGAGCGCGCUGUUGCUCUGCCUGGCCGCUCGGGGCAGCCCGCGGCAGCCCGACGAGGAGGAGAAGGCGCUAGUGAUGCCCGUGAGGCUGGAUUUCGCCGGGCAGCAGCAGCAGCGCUUCUACCGCCUGGACGCCUUUGGCGAGCGCCUCAGCUUGGAGCUGCAGCCCGACAGCAGCUUUUUGGCGCCGGACCUGACGCUGCAGUACGUGGGCAGCCGGCCCCGGAGCGAAGAGGAAGAGGCUUCCGAGCAGCCCGGCGCCUUAGCCGGCUGCUUCUACUCCGGCACUGUCAACGGCGACGCGCACUCCGCCGCCGCCCUCAGCCUGUGCGGAGGGCUCCGCGGGGCUUUCUACCUGCGCGGCGUCGAGUACCUCAUUCAACCGGCCAAUGCCUCCCUCCCGCAAGGAAGAGCCGAGCCACUUCGGCUGCACGUCCUGCGGCGCCGGCUGCGGAGGAGCCCCCGGCAAGACGGCGGAGCGAAGUGCGGAGUGACGGACUCCGAUUUCCCCUCGGCUGCGGAAGGGCAGCCGCAGCAGCAUGGGGAGAAAGAGGCGGCGGUUGCAGCAGGAGCAGCAGCAACGGAACACGCGGCUCACGCAGGACAUAGAAGUACAAGGAAGAAAAGAUUUGUGUCAAGCCAUCGCUAUGUGGAAACCUUGCUUGUAGCUGACCAAUCUAUGGCAGAGUUCCAUGGCAAUGGGCUGAAACAUUAUCUUCUGACACUCCUGUCUGUGGCUGCCAAAUUGUAUAAACAUCCCAGCAUCCGGAACUCUGUCAGUCUGGUGGUAGUGAAAAUAAUGGUCAUCUAUGAGGAGCAGAAGGGGCCUGAUGUGUCCUCAAACGCUGCGCUUACCUUAAAAAAUUUCUGCAACUGGCAAAAGCAACACAAUCCUCCUAGUGACCGGCAUCCUGAGCAUUAUGACACUGCAAUUCUUUUCACUAGACAGGAUCUCUGUGGUGCCAAGACAUGCGAUACACUUGGGAUGGCUGAUGUGGGAACUGCUUGUGAUCCAAACCGCAGUUGCUCUGUCAUAGAAGAUGAUGGCUUGCAAGCUGCUUUUACCGCCACUCAUGAAUUAGGCCAUGUGUUCAGUAUGCCCCAUGACGAUGCAAAGCAAUGUGCUGGUAUUAAUGGUAUAAGCAGGGACUCCCAUAUGAUGGCAUCUAUGCUUUCCAACUUGGAUCGAAGCCAGCCGUGGUCUCCGUGCAGUGCUUAUAUGAUUACUACAUUUUUGGAUAAUGGCCAUGGCGAAUGCUUGCUGGACAAGCCGCACAAGCCUAUCCAACUCCCUUCUGAUCUGCCUGGCAGACAGUAUGAUGUGAAUAGGCAGUGCCAGUUCACAUUUGGAGAAGAUUCCAAACACUGUCCUGAUGUAGCCAGCACAUGUACAACUUUGUGGUGUACUGGCAUGUCUGGUGGAUUGCUUGUGUGCCAAACCAAACAUUUCCCUUGGGCAGACGGCACCACUUGUGGAGAGGGAAAGUGGUGCAUGAAUGGCAAGUGCAUUGAGAAGACAGACAGGAAGCAUUAUGAUACCCCUCUUCAUGGUGCCUGGGGAUCAUGGAGCUCCUGGGGAGAGUGUUCCAGGACGUGCGGUGGUGGAGUGCAGUACUCUGUGCGAGAGUGCGACAACCCAGUUCCCAAGAACGGCGGGAAAUACUGUGAGGGAAAGCGGGUGCAGUACCGGUCGUGCAACAUUGAAGACUGUCCAGACAACAAUGGCAAAACCUUCAGGGAGGAACAGUGUGAGACUCACAAUGACAUUUCCAAGUCUCCUUUUGGAACUGGGCCUGUUGUGGAAUGGACACCCAAGUUUGCUGGAGUCACUCCCAAAGACAGAUGCAAGCUUACCUGCCUUGCAAAAGGCACUGGCUAUUUCUUUGUCCUUCAGCCAAAGGUGGUGGAUGGAACCUUGUGUAGCCCAGAGUCCACUUCAGUCUGUGUCCAGGGGCAAUGUGUAAAAGCUGGCUGUGAUCGCAUCAUAGGCUCCAGUAAGAAGUUUGAUAAAUGUGGCGUCUGUGGAGGAAAUGGAUCUACUUGCAAGAAAGUGUCUGGAACACUUUCUAGUUCCAGACCUGGUUAUCAUGAUGUUGUUGUGAUCCCUGCUGGGGCAACGAACAUAGAAGUUAAACAACGGAAUCACAGAGGUAUCAGGCAGGACGGCAGCUUCCUUGCUAUUAAAGCUGCAGACGGCACCUACAUUCUCAAUGGUGACUAUACACUAUCAACUGUGGAGCAAGACAUCACCCAUAAAGGCAGUGUGUUGACAUACAGUGGCUCCUCAGCUCCUCUGGAAAGAAUCCGCAGCUUCAGCCCACUGAAGGAACCUUUAACAAUACAGGUCCUUACUGUGGGUGAUUCGUUUCGACUUAAGAUCAAAUACACCUAUUUUGUGAAGAAAGCAGGUUCCGAGAAACCUCCCAGCAAAAAGACUGAUUCUUUCAAUGCAAUUCAGGAGACGAUCUUAUCUGAAUGGAUUUUUGAAGAAUGGGGAGAAUGUUCUAAGUCCUGCGGUACUGGUUGGCAGAGGAGAUCUGUAGAGUGCAGAGACCUUAAUGGACAGCCUGCCACAGACUGUGCAAAAGAACUCAAGCCAAGCGAUGUCCGGCCGUGUGCAGACACACCAUGCCCACAGUGGCAGCUGGGAGGCUGGUCACCGUGCUCUAAGACAUGCGGGAAAGGCUUCAAAAAGAGAUUGUUAAGAUGCAUGUCCUUUGGUGGUGCCACAUUGUCCAACGAAAGCUGUGACAUUUCAAAGAAACCUAAACAUUUAAUAGACUUCUGCAAUGUUACAAACUGCAGCUAAACCUUAACAGGUUGGGGGAAGCUAAAGUUGAUUGUUUUCUUUUCCCCUUCAGACCAAAGCACUGAAAAUGAACUAUUGAGAGGUAGCAAUUGUAAUUCGCAUGGAAAAUUCACAGGGAAUCCACUGAGAUGGAACAGUGCAAAUAAUGUUAGAUAGUAUACUGAAAUGUAAAAAAAAAAAACAUGUCAACUGAAAAUCUGGAAGAAGAAAAAUCUUAGUUGCUAGCUGUUUCAUCUUCAGCAGGUAAAAUUC